This is a messenger RNA of Ostertagia ostertagi, 681 nucleotides long. The record is from the annotation of a GenBank genome assembly. NCBI's taxonomy places the organism in Eukaryota, Metazoa, Nematoda, Chromadorea, Rhabditida, Trichostrongylidae.
AUGAAUGACAGCACCCCUCUUCUGCCCCCCGAUGCCCGUCCAGACGCGGACAGCGACUACCUUGGGUUCUCCAUGGUCAAACGCCGUAACUUCCUGGCUGCGGCGGCCAUGGCGACGGCCGGUGGCAUGGGGGCGGCUGGCGCACAGGCGGCUGACGCGCCGGUAGAUCCGCCUGUACGCCUGGGCGGUGCGCGCGGCGUAACCUCAGUCAUCACUGACCAGGACAGGGUCUACAUGCGCGAAGCCAUACGUGUCAUGCGCCAGGUCGGCGUGAUCGACCGAAGCUCGUUUCCGUUUGGUGCGGUCAUCGUCAGGGAUGGCAAAGUCAUCGCCACAUCCGGCAACACCGUGUGGAAAGACCGUGACCCGACAGCACAUGCCGAGGUCAAUGCCAUCCGUGAAGCCUGCCGCGUUGCCGGGUCCAUCGAGUUGCCGGGCGCCGUUCUCUACACCAGCUGCGAAUGCUGCCCGAUGUGCUAUGCGGCAGCCUACUUUGCGCGCAUCGACAAGAUCUUCUACGCCGCCGGCUGGCGCGAUUCCGGCUGGCCCGAAAACAACUUCAAUGUCUACGAUGACAUGACAAGGCCUUAUCCACAGCGGGUGCUUGCGCCACAACAAAUGUUGCAGGAAGAAGGCAAGGCCGUCUGGGACGAGUUCCGCAGGUUGCCCGAGAAGCGUUAG